ACAGAAACUACAACAAAGUUCUAAUAGGUUAUUGUUGUUUGUUUUCAUGGAAACGUGUUAUUUAUGUGUUGUUUAAGUGUGAAAGAAGCUGGUAGCUGUGUUCGUUAAAGUAUCGGGAAAAAUUAUGAAAGAUUUAGACAUUAUUAUCUGGUUGCUACAAGGCCCAGCACCUGUGAUUAUUGCAUACAAGGACAAAAACCUCACCUGGCUGAAAGGCAUUAUCGAGCAAGUGUGCACUGCAGUCCAACCCAGCUGCUUGUACAUGACUAAAGUAGCCUGGGUCCUACUCAUUAUUGUAGUCAUGUUAUUUAUUUUCAAGAUCCUUGUACCAGAAUUGAAAGCAUUCUACCAUGUAAUGGUAUUGGACAUAAAAGAGGGUCUUGAAAGAGUGGGAUGGAGACCCAAGAAAAAAAACCCAUUGUAUAAGGAACUGAAUUGCAUCAACAAGCUGAAUAUGGACGAGAUGAAACAUCUCUCUCAAGUGCUUAAGGAGAGACUUUUAAACGAACGUUUAGCGAACCAGCACUCUGAAGAAGAGCUGAGUGUAUAUAAAAAAUUAGUGGAGGAACAGGAUGAAAUCAUCAGGGAUCUCACAGACAUACAGCAAAAUGUGUCCUAGCACAAGUUGAAUGGCCAAUUUCCAUUCAUGAUUGAAGUGGAUAACUAUGUAAAUGGAGGACAUAAUGAAGAGGGGUGAGAGAAGAAUGUAACAAAAGUGAACUGGAACAAUGAUGCAUGGGAAGGAAGAAGAACCAGAAGAUGCAUCUGUUUGUAUAUUCCGUAUGUCAAAAUGAUGCAUAGGGAAGAAGAGGGUGCAUCUACUUGCAAAUCACCCAUGUCGACAAUGAUGCAGGAGGACGAAGAAAAGGAGGAUUCAUCAUGUAACGAAUCCCUCAUGCCAAUAAUAAUGCCUCACCUGAUUAUCACUCUUGCAGUGAGGUUUCUGAUGUGUAGUAUAAUUGGCAUUAUUUCCAGCUGCACAAAACACUGUACACUGAAAAUGAUUUUCUUCUGAGAUGUGUCAUUAGUCUGGUAGAAGUCUACCAAAGUUUCAGAGGUGCUUGCUGCCUCUGUUAUGAGGUAUGUUUCUCUGGACUGUCUCAGUCUUCAGGACUAUCGUUCAUGCUUCCUAUAAAAAAUAAAAGAGCAUUGCCACUUCGGCCCUAAAGAUGGAGGCUAUGUUUACCUGGACUGUCUCCAUGUUCAGGACUAAGGUGGCAAUGCUUUCUAUAAAAGAAAAUUGAUUGCUACUUCAGUACUGAAGCUAGGGACAGUAUAUACAGGUGCGCCAGAAAUACCUGACGAUUCCUGAAAUGUAAUUAUUAUCUUUCCUGCUAUGUGGCACUUCCAUACUAACAUUUGUCAUGUAGAGUGCUCUUUGGAGUUUAGUUUAGAUGGAAUGUUGGUUAAUUGCAACACGGCAUUACGGCUGUGAACUGUUUAUCAGAACUGAGUCAAUUACAGUUACACAGUGUGGUUUCCGACUACACUUUCAAACACGCACUGCACCUAGUAACAAUACUCUGCUGUUGUGGCUAUCAAAAUGGCGUCAAGAAGGAUCAGUGAAGGACAGUAAACCUGAAGGGCAUCCAUGUUUGUUGCAUACACCUGAAAAUGUGGCGCAAGUAAGAGAAACCAUGUUGCAAAGUCCCCAUAGGUCAGCUCGACAGCAAGUUCUCAUGCUUGGUGUAAAGGACAGUAGUGUUCGAUGAAUUUUACACAAAUAUUUGCAUAAACAUCCCUACAAAAUCCAAGUUGCCCAGGAACUUUGUGAACAGGACAAGGUGGACCGACUUCAGUUUGGGCUGCAUACAACCUGUGUGAACUUUAACAUUGCCCUCUGCAUACCCUUUUUCUUUGAGGAUGAGGAGAGACGAACUGUAACAGUCAAUGCUGAGUGGUACAUGGCCAUGCUGGAAACAUUUCUGCGAAACGAGUUAAAUUUUUGUCAGCUUAAUUCACUGUGGUUUCAACAAGACUGCUUACUCAGCAUGGAUUUCCAUAGCAGUUCUCAGUGAGAUGUUUCCAGGCAGACUCAUUUGUAAUUUUGGGGACAUUAACUGGUCCACCCGCUCUCCUGAUCUUUUGGCACCAGAUUUCUUUAUUUGGGACUACAUCAAAAGCAAGGCAUAUGAGACAUACCCUGCCAAUAUCAGAGCAUACAAGGUAUGUACUUUACAAAACCAUACUUAUGUAACACCUAACUGGACAUUAAUUGCUCAGGAGUUGGUGUAUUAAAUCAAGUACAUAGCUUUUAUGUCCAUUGGACUGAUUGCCGUUGUUGUCUAUGGUGAGCUGGACACUCACAUUGUUAAAGUUCACAGGCACAGACAAUGCAACCACAGCUCACUGUAGACCAACAACAUCAAUCAGACCAGUGGACAUAAACGCUAAGUGCUCAAUUUAAUACACCAAUUCCUGUGCAAUCAACGUCCAGCGAGGUGUAAAAUAUGGUUUUUGUAAAGUACAUACCUUUUAUGCUCUGUAGAAAACCAUAGUCUUUUGAAUUGUAUUAUAUGAAUUAAUUUGUUUUGCCUCUGAUGAUCUCUUGUGGUCAAAACACGUUUGGUAUUAGUGUCCUUUAAACAGUUCUGUAUGCAAGUUUUUAAGAUUAUCUACCUGUGUUAAUAAAUGUUUGCACUUUGCUUUGAAAAGUUA
Zootermopsis nevadensis is the source of this 2658-nucleotide messenger RNA. RefSeq lists its product as uncharacterized. The record is from RefSeq and is a predicted model, not a curated record. Lineage: Eukaryota; Metazoa; Arthropoda; Insecta; Blattodea; Termopsidae.